Messenger RNA from Anolis sagrei ordinatus, 453 nucleotides. NCBI's taxonomy places the organism in Eukaryota, Metazoa, Chordata, Lepidosauria, Squamata, Anolidae. The record is from RefSeq and is a predicted model, not a curated record.
UUUUUUGUAUAUUUUCCAGACCAGCCUAUGGAGGCCGUCAUUGCCCAGGUGCAACCUAUGAAUAUCAGGUUUGCAAUACAGAAGAUUGCCGGGGUCCCUAUGAGGAUUUUCGGGCCCAGCAAUGUUCCAAGCGAAAUUCCUAUUACACCCACCAAAGCUCGAAGCACACUUGGCUUCCUUAUGAACACCACGAUGAUGCCCAGAAAUGCGAGCUGAUUUGCCAGUCUGAGGAGACUGGAGAUGUGGUAUUUAUGAAUCAAGUCGUUCACGAUGGCACCAGGUGCAGCUAUAGAGACCCAUACAGUGUUUGUGUGAGGGGGGAGUGUGUGCAUGUUGGUUGUGAUAAAGAAAUUGGGUCUCUGAAGCAGGAUGACAAGUGUGGUGUUUGCGGAGGUGACAACUCCCAUUGCCGGACAGUUAAAGGGACUUUGGUGAAAUCUCCUAAGCAAGCAG